CUCUACCUUCCUCAUUCUUCUAAGCUGGUUGCUUCCGCUUCGCUUACUACGGUGAGGCAUGACUGUACUUAUUAAUAUAAUGAAUAACUUCGCAAAAUUAAUCAGCGAUUACAUAUUAUAUGAAAUCUUGGCACUAAUAUGGCUGCUUUAUCUGUGGAACAUUUAUUUAAACUUUCGUCAGCGAAAUUUGAUAAAAAAGUUGGUCGAACCACCUCCGGCUGUUGAUGGUAUUAUGACAAAAGAUGUCUAUGAUAAAGCACGCCUUUAUCAUAUGGAUAAAUUAAAUUUUGAUGAUUUUUCAAAGACCUAUAUGCAUUUAUUUACUACGGUUUUCCUAUUAAUGUUUGGUUAUCAUCAUUUUUGGCAAUGGAGCAUUGAUUUAGGAAAGCACUUUGGUCUCACUCGUGAAAAUGAAAUUCUAAUAAGUGCUAUUUGUAUGUUUCUUAUAUGUGUGGGUUGUACCAUUAUUGGUUUACCAUUAGUGGUAUAUCAUACGUUUGUUAUAGAACAAAAACAUGGGUUUAACAAAGAGACACCAUUGUUUUUUAUCAAAGAUCAGCUUCUUAAGUUUCUUGUAGUACAAGCUAUUGCCACACCUCUUUUAUGUGUUGUAAUAUCAAUUGUACAGAAUGGAGGAGAUUAUUUCUACCUUUAUGUUUGGAUUUUCUCAAUCAUUGUUACUCUCUUCUUGAUGAUUCUUUAUCCAGAAGUUAUUGCACCGAUCUUUGAUAAAUAUACGCCCUUUCCUGAUGGAGAAUUGAAGACUAAGAUUCAAGAACUGGCAGCUUCAGUAGAAUUUCCACUUUAUAAGUUAUUUAUUGUUGAAGGAUCUAAAAGAUCUUCACAUAGCAAUGCAUAUUUAUAUGGCUUCCAUAAGAAUAAGAGGAUUGUAUUAUUUGAUACUUUAAUAAAAGAGUUUUAUAAACUAGGAGAAGGUGAAACAGAAGCAAAAGGAUGUGAAACAGAUGAAGUGUUAGGAGUAUUAGCGCAUGAAUUAGGACAUUGGAAAUACAAUCACAUAUUAAAAGGAUUUAUGUUUGCCCAGGUGAGCUGCCUGGCAAGAGUGCUUGUGUAUGCUAAACUUUUAGAUUAUGAACCAAUAUAUAUGGCUUUCGGCUUUAUGGACUCCAAACCUACUUUCAUAGGACUUCUAAUCAUCACCUUGUAUAUUUUAAUACCAUUUACAACAUUAUUAGAAUUUGUAGCAGGAAUAAUAGGAAGAAAAUUUGAAUUUGAAGCAGAUAGAUUUGCAACAAUUUUAGGACAUGGUGAAGCGUUAAAAAGAUCAUUAAUUAAGUUACAAAAGGAUAAUCUUUGUUUUCCUCUUUUUGAUAAAUUAUAUUCAUGCUGGCUGCAUAAUCAUCCUCCAUUACUUGAAAGACUGGAAGCUAUCGAUAAAGAAAAUUGAUUAUAUAAUUAAUUUUUUGUAAGAAUAAUUACAUCAUAUUGUAUAAUCUUUUAAAAAAGUAAACCCGAUAUCGAUGUUACUCGAUUGAUUGACUAAAAAUUCAGUUCCAGAUAAUGUAGAUUUAUUUUUUAAGAUACUCUAGCUUUACAACUUAUAAUGUACUUAUUAUAGAAACAAUUUCAAUUGAUAUCCUCGAUUUAAAAUCGUAAAGAUUCCGAGUAGUCACUUUAAUAUAUUACAUGGAAUUAAAUUGCUAUAUGUAUAUCUAAAGUAAACGAUCAGCACUGAUGUGUUGAAUUGUGGAAGAUACGAAUUGUAUUGAGGACUAUAAAAUUUUAGACCAGAUAUGCAUAUUUAAACAUUCAGCAUUUAUAACAAUAUGUAAAAGUGUGCAGUAGUGUGUUUUUUUCGAUAUUAACAAAAUAAAAAUUAUGAUUAACCUUUUUAACUUAAGAAUAAUGUAUAAUGUAUUCAAAUAAGCACAAAAUAUUUAAGAUAGCUGUGCACAUAUAAGUAUAUAGUCUUUUUUUGUAUAUUAAAGAAUUUUGUUAUAUAUUUGUAUCUCUCCAUCCUUUGUUACUACUAUAUAGUUCUUAAUUACAAAAAUAUAAACUGUACGAACAUCGGUGAACAACUGGGAAGCAGGUGAUAUUACAUGAAAAAACAAAUCGACAGUAAGGAAUAGAAUUUUUUCAUUUGAGGUUUCGUUGUCGAGAAAAUCGACUUCGAAUAUUUAGUGAAUAUGCGUAGAUGUAUGGUUCAGAAUCUCGAAAUACACAAUCCGUUUAUAUAAAAAAUAUACAGUUACAUUUAAAGAAAAAAACCAAGGUCACCUUGAAAUGUUUAGGUGGAUAUCUCGUCCAUCCAAAAAAUAUUUUCGAUCAUUAUAAGAUGUUUCUUUCGAAACAGGGUAAGUUUCAUUUGACAGUUAGUUGAUCUUUUUUAUCAGUCACAUUAACAAAAUGUUUAGAAAACAAAAUGUAUUUUUUGUCUCAUGCUUAGAAAUAAAACAUACAAAUAUAUAUA
Molecule: messenger RNA, 2434 nt
Organism: Megalopta genalis
Lineage: Eukaryota; Metazoa; Arthropoda; Insecta; Hymenoptera; Halictidae
Product: CAAX prenyl protease 1 homolog
Biological process (GO): CAAX-box protein processing
Molecular function (GO): metalloendopeptidase activity
Source: RefSeq, a predicted model, not a curated record